AUGCAAGUGAUACGAAUGAACUGCAUAAGAGUGACAGAAGUGUGCUCCAGUGACCAGAGAUAUCUAGUCACAAAAGUCACUGAAGAGGAUUGCAUGAGAUACUUUGGAUGUCUGCCUGAAGGACAGUUUCCAAACAAAUUUAGAAUACAAGCGUGUGGCAAUGAACAAGCAACCGCGGGUGCAACGGCCGUCCCAGGACCUGUGUUUGAAAUCGUCCCUCAACAAGAACAAACUGGACGUUCUAGUGAAUCUCUAAGACAAUCAUCAUUCAUCAUUGCUGCGACUUUGGCCUUCGCCUAUACGCAGCUGUAA
This is a messenger RNA of Paramuricea clavata, 312 nucleotides long. Lineage: Eukaryota; Metazoa; Cnidaria; Anthozoa; Malacalcyonacea; Plexauridae. The record is from the annotation of a GenBank genome assembly.